This is a messenger RNA of Paramacrobiotus metropolitanus, 2110 nucleotides long. RefSeq lists its product as uncharacterized. Lineage: Eukaryota; Metazoa; Tardigrada; Eutardigrada; Parachela; Macrobiotidae. Bases 126 to 1820 code for a protein of 564 amino acids. Gene Ontology annotation, molecular function: protein binding. The transcript is spliced from 3 exons. The record is from RefSeq and is a predicted model, not a curated record.
UUUUGUACGGUAACAUUAAAUUUGAUAGUUUUCUGAGGGCGCAAACAGAAACUAAUUGCUUCUUUGACACUUUGCUUGUUUUAAAACGUCGAAGAUUUGAAUUGUCACAUCAUAGAAUUGUGGCAAUGAUCCGAAGAAACCGACCGUGGAACACUGUAGACGUGCUGGGCGAGGACGGCCUGUUUCGUUACGGGCGCGUGGUGGAUGUGGCGAACCACGGGCUUUACAUCGACUUCUUCUGUCUCGGACGCCGCCGGGAAUUCAUCCCUUUUGAGGGGGUGUUCCUGAAUGAUGACGGCCGAUACCUGGACCAAAACGACCGGGCCCGCACCAAUCCUCCGCCUGAAAUGCCCGCAGAGGUUCUGGUGCGCGACACUGCAUCGGGCGCGUUUACCUGGUUCCCCGCGCAGUUAGUCGUGAGAGAAGUCGGCAUCGCGCACUCCAAAUACGCCGUGGCUGUUAUUCAGCAAGGAAAACCUGAGAAGUGCGCAGAUGUGGUUCCUGUGUCGCGUAUUCGCUGGAAAAAGGAGUCCAGUGCGCUGCAGUCCCCGGUCGAGGCCGAAAUCGGGAAUCUGCCAAAGUGCGUGGCGAAAGGGAGGUUCGUCAAGCGCCCACUACGACUGCCGGAAAGUUGUCCCAUACAUUUAGUGACAGCCGCACUGAAGGAGCAGAAAAGUGGAUCCAAUUACCAGCAUUGGUAUGCUGCCCAAGCUGAGGCAGUGAACACUGCGGACGGCUGUGCAGUGUACAUUCAGCGUCGAUGCUCUGUUGCAGUGGAAAACGCUGUUGAUCAAUUUACUAAGGAAUUGGGCAAUCUCAGCAGUUUUCACGACGCGUUAUUUGGUUCCGUUUUGCGGAUGCCAGAACCAGUAGUCCAUAUUUUAGAAUCGGAUGAAGUCGCUGUGUUGCCGACGGAAUUGUGGAGGGAAGUCUUCUCAUACCUUGACACGGUGACGCAGACCAAACUGCGCACUGUCUGCGCAAAAUGGAACGGUAUUCUGGAUUCCGCUGGAUUAGAGGAGCAUAUUGUUCUCGACAGCGCCGGACUCAUCUCGUCGGAUCUUUGUGAAGAUCUUGAACGGACCUAUUUUAUGAUCGCAGCUCUCUUCAAGCAUCUGUCCCCAUCCACGCAUCACAUUAUCAUCGCUGAUCGAGAAGAUUUUUUGACGGGAACUGAAAUUACGAAAUUGCUGAAUAUUCUGAAAUUCAUUACACUGCGCAAUGCCGACAUCCGGCUGAAAGCUAUCUUCCUCGUCGGGCUGAAGAUGUCUCUGCUGGGAAGCCCGUAUGAUCACCAACAAAAAUCUAAAUGCCGGUAUCAUCAACAUGUUUCUGCUUCCGCCAGCAAUCCUUGCCCGCUUUCCACUGUGCCACGCGGAAAUUUUCCGUGCGAUGAUAUCCAUUUGAUCCGAUGCAACAUCACUGUGGCAUGCACGGAUCGAUUGAUGCUAGACGUGAAAAUUAUGAAGAGUCGACAGUGCGUUACUGGCCGCUUAGACUACGCGCUGUGGAGUGCCAUGGAUGCGGGAAUGUCAGCGCCCGGUGAUACGGAGUUACGUCGUCUCUUCAACUGGUUAAAAUUCGAAAAAACGAAACACGAACUGGUUAAAAGUCCAAAUUCAAUGCCAGAUGAUUGGAAGAAAUACACUGCUAUGAUCUGCAAGACACUGUGUGCGACGCAGACGGCGGAUCCGCGUCCUUCGCUGCAUUACCGCGGGAAGAAGUGGUGUGUGGACGGUCUGCGGUGUUUGAAUCCUGAGAAGCUGUCGCGUUUGUCACUCCAUUUCCUCAACCUAUUGAUGAAGGCCUUGCCUUGUUAAUUGUUUCGGGUUGCGCUCGUGCCGGACCAUGUACAGGCUUUGUAGCAGUGCGUGCUCCCGAGAUUAAUCUAUUUAACUUUUCGCGGAUGUUUUUGUUAAAAUUUAAUCUUUGUUGGCUUUGUUAAGUACAUGUUACUAACAUUAUCUGUUAAUUUUUAAUAACUUUUUUAAUUUUAUUUCUUGAUUCACGGUCCCAGGAAAUGUUACGCUGAAUCUGCUCGUCCAACUUAUGAAGUCCUUGCCUCACUUGAGUGAGGUUGUUCUUGGUCUUGAUAAACCGGUUUACGUGG